AUGUCGAUGACUGGAUAUUUUCAAUUGCAUUGGAACGAAGAAAGAUUAGCCUGGGAUACUGACCCUACAUAUAAUACAAUACCUUAUAUCUUCAGUACAUCUGCAUACACAUGGCGGCCAACAUUAUUUAUAGCGAAUUCAGUUGGAGACCUUGGUAUUAUAGACGAUGAUGUCAAUAUGAUGAGAAUAUUGAUGGAAGGCGUGGUCAAUUGGGCACAGAUGAGGAUGAUAACAACACAUUGUGAUAGUGACAUCACAUAUUAUCCUUUUGAUGCACAGAAAUGUUCCAUUGUUAUAUCUAGUUGGUCUUAUUCAAAUAACGAAGUCACUAUUUUAUUUGACACUAACCCAGUUAUAAUGGAUUUCUUCAGUGAGAAUGGGGAAUGGGUUUAUGCUGGUUACGAAACUUCCGUCUACACUGAGUAUAGAGGUGAUCAAAUUCCUUUCGAUAUGGCUAAACUACAAUUUAAAUUUGUUCGUCGACCUGGUUUUAUAGCAAUGAACAUUAUAUUACCAGUGAUUGGAUUGGCGAUUCUGACUAGUUUUGUGUUCAAGGUAGAAGUUAAUUCCGGAAAGAUUGGAUAUUGUUUGACUGUGAUGUUGGCGUACGCCGUUUACCUCACUUUAGUUGCGGAUAAUAUGCCGACAACGUCGGUAAAUAUAUCUGUUCUCAGUCUUUACAAUUUACUGGUGCUGAUAGCUGGGAUUCUCUCUAUUCCAAUUACUUUGUUUAUACUUAGAUGUCACCAUAAGAUCCCACAAGACCAAGUACCAAAAUGGCUGUUGUCGACUACUUCCUGCUUUCAAAGGUUUCUCCGUAUUUCCACUUGCUUCUGCUGCAGAAGAAAAGAUGAAAUAUCAACAGAGGUGAAAGACUUUAAAUUAAAAACCGUAAGCAUCGUCAAUGUAAUGGAGAGCGAGACGAACACAAUAAAACCACGUGAUAAACUAAUGAUUGAGGCGAAUACAAUGAAACCAGGUGAUAAACAGGAGCUCACAUGGAGCGAAAUAGUCAGAAUUUGGGAUGAAUUCUUCUUCACCGUCUAUAUGGUAUUUGUUAUUGUCACAACAACAGUAUUGAUGAUCACAUUACUUUAUGGAUAUUAUGUUUUCGGACAAGAUGAGAGUUGA
Molecule: messenger RNA, 1131 nt
Organism: Mytilus trossulus (common blue mussel)
Lineage: Eukaryota; Metazoa; Mollusca; Bivalvia; Mytilida; Mytilidae
Product: neuronal acetylcholine receptor subunit alpha-6-like
Exons: 4
Coding region: 1-1131 (376 amino acids)
Biological process (GO): chemical synaptic transmission; regulation of membrane potential; signal transduction
Cellular component (GO): plasma membrane; synapse; neuron projection
Molecular function (GO): transmitter-gated monoatomic ion channel activity involved in regulation of postsynaptic membrane potential; transmembrane signaling receptor activity; excitatory extracellular ligand-gated monoatomic ion channel activity
Source: RefSeq, a predicted model, not a curated record